CUAUUCUUCAAUCUUCAUCGCUGCAUAAACGCAACAACAGACAAUACCGAGUUGUAAUUACAGUACGACACUGAUCCUCUGAGCAAAAACUAAAAUGUAGAACUUUUUACUUAAACAGUUGGGAUUUGGCCGAAUUUUAACAUAUUUAUGCGUGAAGGAGACACAAAAUGAGGCUCGGUACUUCCCAGGGCGCUAACGAUUCUCUGCUUUGGUUCCGGGGCGUGCGUAGCUCAAAGUUCCGCCAUGUAUACGGACAGCCGUUGAAAAGGGAGCAGUGCUACGAUAACAUCAAUAUAACGAAGAACGCUCAUGAUUCGCACUUCUGUGCUGUCAAUCCAAAGUUUAUUGCAGUCGUUACAGAAGUUGCUGGAGGAGGUGCAUUCCUUGUACUGCCCAUCGGAUCAACAGGACGAGUUGAUCCAAACUCGUACAAAGUGACAGGGCAUUCAGGGCCAGUUUUGGACAUUAAGUGGAACCCUUUUGAUGAUAAUGUUAUUGCAUCAUGCAGUGAUGAUUGUACCAUAAAAGUAUGGUAUAUACCAGAAGGCGGCUUAGAUGGGAAUUUGACUGAAUGGUUAGUCGAUUUGCAUGGGCACAAAAGAAGGGUCGGGUACAUUGAGUGGCAUCCGACUGCAGAGGAUGUCAUCGCCAGUGUCGGAUUUGACUACCUUGUCAUCUUUUGGGACGUAGGCAAAGGUGAGGCUCUCAAUGUUAUAGAUUGCCACCAGGAUGUUGUCCAAAGUCUCUCUUUCAACAGGGACGGUUCAAGGUUUGCUACAACUUGUAAAGAUAAAAAGUUAAGGGUUAUCGAUCCGAGGACAGGUCUAGUGAUCUCGGAGGGUCUUUGCCACAAUGGUAGUAGUCGUAGUAGUAAAGUUGUUUACCUUAAGAAUGGACUUUUGGCAACUGUUGGAUUUUCUCGCCACAGCGAUAGACAAUUGGCGAUUUGGCACGAGAACUCGCUCACCUCACCGCUUACGAAUGAAGUUAUCGAUUCCUCCUCAGGUGUUAUAUUGCCGUAUUUUGACUAUGACACCAAUAUACUCUUCCUAGCUGGAAAGGGGGAUGGAAAUAUUCGUUACUAUGAGAUCGUUGACUCAUCACCAUGGGUUCAUUUCCUUAAUCAGUUCUUGUCAGGAUUACCUCAGAGAAGCCUGGGUUUUAUGCCAAAGAGAGGAUGUGAUAUAAGCAAAUGUGAAAUAUUUAGAUUUUAUAAGCUGCAUACAACCAAAGCAUUAUGUGAACCGAUCUCAAUGAUAGUUCCGCGAAAGAGUGAUCAGUUUCAAGAUGAUUUGUAUCCGGAUACAGCGGCACCCAUGCCGGCAGUGUCUGCCUCUGAUUGGGUCAACGGUAUCAACAGGCCACCACAGCUGAUGUCAAUGAAAAUCGGGGCAGGAAUAAGAACUCAUAAGCCGAAAAUAAAUAACGGGAUUACAACAGGUUCUAAUAAUAAGUACCAAAUGAAAUUUGCAUUUUUGAGCAAAUGCACUACACCUGAUUAUCGACCUUUGGAUCAACGUGAAAUGCCACUUGUUCCUGAUGUUGUGCAGAACACGAUUCCUACGCACUAUAUACAAACCAGCCCACCUAUCAUGACGAGUAUAGAAAAUGAAAAGAAUGUAAAAACAUCGACAAAUCAAUGCACAAAGUUCCAACAGAUUCAGAGAAAAUUUGGAAAGACAAUUUUCAGUGAUGAAAAAAUGAACAAUAAAAACAACGAAAUCGAUGUGGAAAUGUCGCCCAAGAGUCAGAAUCAGUUGCAGAGAGCUUAUGAUCGGCUCUAUGAUGAAGUUCUUCAGUUGAGAAAGCAGUUGGCAAAUCGUGACAAGAGGAUAGAGGAUUUAGAAUCACAAUUGAAUAAGUUAAAAGCUUCCAGCCAGGGCCUAUAAUUAAGCGGCCUGCUUUUAAUCCCGAUUCAAACAUGCUUUUGAGCUAUAAGAAAGAUAGUAAACAACACAAAAAGCAUUUGCAAAUUAGGUUCAAUUGUUUUCUUACGAAGUUUGAUGAACUAGUAGAUUAUAUUUUUAAUUGGCUUCACAUGGUUAUAAAAACUGCUGAGCCUUUUAAGACAUAACGUUUUAUGUUGAAAAAUUAUAAUAAUGUAUGCGGGGCGAUUGAUCUCUAAUCAAAAGUCCCAUAUUGAAUUUUAUUAUUCUAAAAUAAAUUUGCCUUCGAAAUUUAAAUAAAUGCAAAUCGUUAAGGCUAAGAAAGAAAUGUUAACACCAAAGUUUGGGCAAAUUAUUUUUGCAAUUUUUCGCGAUAAAUAUUUUUGUAAACUAAUAAUCUAAGGACUUAUCACAAAUUCAUUUACUUUAGUUUAGCAAAACUAUCUUUCAAAAGCUUACGGAUAAAAAAAAAAUUUCGUUUUUUUUAUUGCGUGUAAAAGACAUUUUACAUUAUCACAAUUUAAAUAGCAUUAGUUUUCUUUAUAUAUCACAAUGGUGCAUUUAUUCUAGUAUUUACAGGUAAAUACUUUAACAAAAAUAGAAAUUAAUUAUUUAUAUUUUUUAAAAACUUAAUGUGGCUACAUUUUUAUCAUUGCUUUUCAUUUAAAUUGAACACGCUGGAAGAGUUUCAUUUAGAAGACAUAGUUUUUUUUUCUUUUUUUCCCCUCGAGGAUUAAAGUACUUUAAAGUUGAGAACAUUUAUCCAACUAGAAUUUAAGUACUAAAGUGAAGAGUAUAUUCUUUAUACUUUCUGUUUUUUGGUUUUUUAUUAUUUAGGCUUAAGAGACAAAGCUUCUUUCUAAAGAAAUUAAAUGUAUUGAGAAUCACAUUGACAUGCAUUUAUCCAGGCAUUUGUUUUUUUUUGUUAUUGUUUUUGUUUUAAUGACAAUAUAAUUUAAUAUUAUUUGUUCUAUAUGUAACACCAUACACAAAUCUUGUUAUACACUAAUUUUUUGUUUUGGUAUUUACAUAUGUUUAGUUGGUAUUUAAAUAAUUUAUUGUUUUGUACAAGGGUCAGUAAUUGUAUCUUAUUUUCUUUUUGGUUUUCUACUAUAACAUUCUAUUUUUCCAUUCUUCUUUAUUGAAGGGCAACUUUUAGUUGGUUUUGUGUGUAUUUAAGGAUUUUAGUUAAUAAUUCUUGUUUUCUUAAUUACAACAUUUGUAACUUUUUCCAUUAUUUGUACCUGUUUGGUGAAUACCAGUGUUUCGAUGUUGUGAUAUUUUAUACCAAAUAUGUAUGUAAAUGGUGAUAUGGCUUUACAUUAUACAGUUCAGUUCAAAUAUAAUACAUUGUGUUCA
Messenger RNA from Cimex lectularius (bed bug), 3245 nucleotides. Its product is annotated as coronin-2B-like. Gene Ontology annotation, molecular function: actin filament binding. The coding region runs from base 168 to 1889 and encodes 573 amino acids. Gene Ontology annotation, biological process: actin filament organization. The record is from RefSeq and is a predicted model, not a curated record. The transcript is spliced from 13 exons. Lineage: Eukaryota; Metazoa; Arthropoda; Insecta; Hemiptera; Cimicidae.